Messenger RNA from Sapajus apella (tufted capuchin), 1799 nucleotides. RefSeq lists its product as uncharacterized. Lineage: Eukaryota; Metazoa; Chordata; Mammalia; Primates; Cebidae. The record is from RefSeq and is a predicted model, not a curated record. The transcript has a single exon. Bases 1189 to 1677 code for a protein of 162 amino acids.
CCAGGAUCUACCACCCAGGAAGGAGGGGCUUAGCUUCAGCCGCCAUUCUGAGGCAGCCACCCCCACCCCCACCGCAACAGCCAGCCAAGGCGUUCUGCUGGUGCACUAGUACCGCAGCCCCAGCACCUUGCCUGGAAUCCCGUCACCCAGCAGGAUGGGGCAGGGACAGGCCAUCUUCAAGCCAAGGGGAGAGCAGGUUCACUGCCACCCCCCGACCCCCUUUUCCUGGAUCUUACAGCCAGGCUAGGGGGCGGCGUCGAACCCAAUGGGGCCUCAGAUCAUUCCUUGUCCGGAACAGAAUCUCUGCGGAAUCGCCAGACACACACACAGCUGUUGCUGCGGAUACUGGCUUCUUGAGGACAAGACCUCAACAUGCAGGACCUCACAUUUCCAGCGGUGCACAUGUUUUUUGAGAACACCCCGAUCAUGCCAUCCUCCCCAGGAAGAUGUUGCCGGCCUUCCCCCCAUCCCAGUUCUCAAAGGGCUCUUUGGGCAAACCUCGGGCACCCGGGCCACACCCACCGGCCGGCCCACUCUCCUCGCGCAUCCCCCAACCUGUCGGCCUAAGGGGAAUGGUUCCUUUCCCUGCCCACAUGGUAGGCCCUUUCUCCCACAUCACCCGGAAAGAAGUAUUUGCCCAUCCUCCCAGAACAGUACCCCCGGCACAGGGCACCUCUCACCUGGGUAUCGAACCCGUUUUCCACCGAGCCGCUCUUCCGAAGCGGGAGCCCCUCCCCCGCUGGUUCCUGCAGCCCCUGCAGCACCUGCGAUUUCAGGGGGAUCUGGCUAGGAUAGGUGGUCUUGCUCACCUCCACCUUGCUUCCCAACUUGAGGUAGCAGGGCUGGGGGCCGGCCCGGGCCGGGGGCACGUGCAGGAUGGGCGCGGCGCUGUGCACGGGUUUGGGCAGUCCCGACUUCAUUUUGGAGGCGACCAGGAUGGCCGGCAUCUUCUCCCGGGGCUUGGGCUUUCCCAGCACGUCCCUGGCAGCGGCGGCGGGGGCGACCGCUAAAGGCAGCGCGGGUAGCAGAGCAGGCGCCGGGCCUUAGCCCACGAGGCGCCCACCACCAGCGGCGAAAGAAAAAAUCCCCAGGUCGGGGAACUCGAAGCAAUCUGGCGAGCGCGCCUUUGGGGUGCCGGGAUGGGAAUGGGGGACUGGCCACGGCGCCCAGCGGGUCCCACCUGGACGGAUGCUGCAGCCGGGUCUCAAGCCCCUCCUGGGUGGCCUUUCAAGAGCUCUGGGCGCUCAGGGGUUGCCGCCUCUUGCAAUUUUCCUCCUGGGAAACAGAGGUUUGGACGCCCAUAUUAACUUGUCAUUGCGUCUCCGAAGUGAGGAGGCCCUUUUGGAAGAGACAGAGGCGGCAGGGACGCACGAGUCCCGCUCCGGAGGCUACGGGUCUGAGCUGGCGAGGGAAAGAGAGAGCAGCCGUGGGAGGAAAGGAGCGAGCAGCGAAGGAAGGAGAGAAGGGCACACGGGGCCCAAGACGUCUCCACCGAGAGGCAGCUGCCGCCCUGCUCGCGAGCACCGCAGUGUCACCCGCGACGCAGCAGAGGCGCGGCGAGAGCCCCCGAAAGGUCUCUCUUGGAGUGACAGUCACCGCUGCCCAGAAGGCGCCCGGACAGACAGCACCUUAGCGCCUGCGGGUCUGCACAUGCUCCGUGCGCUAGAGCGCGGCUAGGCUGUGGCCGUGGGGCGCGGGCGCCGGGACGCGCGGCUGGCGGGCCGGGCUGGGCUGCGCUCGGGAGCGGCCGCCGCGCUUCCCGGGAAGGCUGCGCCGGCUGCGGGGCUCAGAGCAGGGGA